Symbiodinium sp. CCMP2592 is the source of this 651-nucleotide messenger RNA. The record is from the annotation of a GenBank genome assembly. Lineage: Eukaryota; Dinophyceae; Suessiales; Symbiodiniaceae.
AUGGUGAUGCCAGCCGAGGUGAUUCCCAGAAAUGUGGAUGGCAAACCCAAUCCGCAGCUGUCGACACAUAAGGUGUUUUUCGCUCGACGCUUAGACCGUCGAGUCAAGCAGGUCGAUAUACGUCAGCCUUCCACUGGCAUGCCUGCAGAUCAGGAUGACCAGCACGGUCACGAGUCAGAGUCUGCUUUGGCCCAUGCCAAGAAGCUGAUUCUAGAGGGCGCGGCGUUGGUUCGACAGGCUGUUGCUGCUCAGCAGCGAACCCUGGUUCACUGCGAGUGGGGCCAGAAUCGAUCCGGUUCUAUUUGCUGCGCUUUUGCUGUCCUGUAUUUGGGGUGGUCUGCGGAAGAUGCCGUCCGAUAUUUUCGCGACCAGAACCUCGUGGAACGUCACUAUCAGGGACAACAUCCCAUGAGCAACUCUGGUUUCAACAACUUGUUGAAGGAAAUAGAGGCCCAGAGAUCCCAGCUGCUGGGCCACGUAGCCCCAUUGGCGCCUCCGCCGAAGAUCAUUGUUUCUGGCGGCCCCAGAAUGGGCGGAGGAAUCGAGCGCUUCACAAAUGCUUCGGAAAUGCGUCCGCACCAAUUCCAGCUCAGUCCGGGCCCGCGGGUGUCCGUCCCUGCACCGCCUUGGCAGGGCAUCCGCCAAAGUUGA